This is a messenger RNA of Pterocles gutturalis (yellow-throated sandgrouse), 2328 nucleotides long. RefSeq names its product potassium voltage-gated channel, shaker-related subfamily, member 2 (gene KCNA2). Gene Ontology annotation, biological process: protein homooligomerization; potassium ion transmembrane transport. Bases 81 to 1580 code for a protein of 499 amino acids. The record is from RefSeq and is a predicted model, not a curated record. Lineage: Eukaryota; Metazoa; Chordata; Aves; Pterocliformes; Pteroclidae. Gene Ontology annotation, molecular function: protein binding; delayed rectifier potassium channel activity. Gene Ontology annotation, cellular component: membrane; dendrite; juxtaparanode region of axon. The transcript has a single exon.
AUAGUAACCCUGCCCUGAAUCCGCUCCCACCACCGGGCACUGGGAAGAGUUUAGCGUAAGGAUUCCUUUUAAACCCCAAUAUGACAGUUGCUACCGGAGAUCCUGCAGAUGAAGCUGCAGCUCUUCCCGGUCACCCGCAGGACACGUAUAACCCUGAGACCGACCAUGAAUGCUGCGAGAGGGUGGUCAUUAACAUUUCGGGGCUGCGCUUUGAGACACAGCUCAAGACAUUAGCCCAGUUUCCAGAGACCUUACUAGGGGAUCCUAAAAAAAGAAUGAGAUAUUUCGACCCGCUCCGGAAUGAGUAUUUUUUUGACCGGAACAGACCCAGCUUCGAUGCGAUUUUGUACUAUUACCAGUCCGGUGGGAGGUUGCGGAGGCCGGUUAACGUUCCCUUAGAUAUUUUCUCGGAAGAGAUCCGUUUCUAUGAACUGGGAGAAGAAGCGAUGGAGAUGUUUCGGGAGGAUGAAGGCUACAUCAAAGAAGAGGAAAGACCGUUGCCUGAGAACGAGUUUCAGAGACAAGUGUGGUUACUCUUUGAGUACCCCGAGAGCUCGGGCCCUGCCAGGAUUAUAGCUAUUGUCUCCGUCAUGGUGAUUUUAAUCUCCAUCGUCAGUUUUUGCCUGGAAACGUUGCCCAUUUUUCGGGAUGAGAACGAAGACAUGCAUGGCAGUGGGCUGAGCCAUCCCCCCUACUCCAACAGCAGCAUGGGCUACCAGCAGUCCACCUCUUUCACAGACCCCUUCUUCAUCGUGGAGACGCUUUGCAUCAUCUGGUUCUCCUUUGAGUUCUUGGUGAGGUUUUUCGCCUGCCCCAGCAAGGCUGGGUUUUUUACCAACAUCAUGAACAUCAUUGACAUCGUAGCCAUCAUCCCCUAUUUCAUCACCUUGGGGACGGAGCUGGCCGAGAAGCCGGAGGAUGGUCAGCAAGGCCAGCAAGCCAUGUCCUUGGCCAUUCUUCGAGUCAUCCGGCUGGUCAGGGUCUUCAGGAUCUUCAAGCUCUCCCGACACUCCAAGGGGCUGCAGAUCCUGGGACAGACUCUCAAGGCCAGCAUGCGGGAGCUGGGCCUCUUGAUAUUUUUCCUCUUCAUCGGCGUCAUCCUCUUCUCCAGCGCCGUCUACUUUGCCGAGGCCGACGAGAGCGAGUCCCAGUUCCCGAGCAUCCCCGAUGCCUUCUGGUGGGCCGUGGUUUCAAUGACAACUGUUGGCUACGGAGACAUGGUCCCCACGACCAUCGGGGGGAAAAUAGUGGGUUCCUUGUGUGCCAUCGCUGGCGUAUUAACGAUUGCCUUACCGGUGCCCGUCAUAGUGUCUAACUUCAAUUACUUCUACCACCGGGAGACGGAGGGAGAGGAGCAGGCUCAAUAUUUGCAAGUAACCAGCUGCCCAAAGAUCCCCUCUUCCCCUGACCUAAAGAAAAGCAGAAGUGCCUCUACUAUUAGUAAGUCUGAUUAUAUGGAGAUUCAGGAAGGCGUAAAUAAUAGCAAUGAGGAUUUUAGGGAGGAGAACUUGAAGACAGCCAAUUGCACCCUAGCUAACACAAACUAUGUGAAUAUCACCAAAAUGCUAACCGAUGUCUAGUCGCUAAAAAUCUAGUUCCGUAUUUAAAGCUGAAGUGGAACAAUUGCAGAUAUCGAGUGCUGCUCUGCAUUGUAGUUAACACAGUAUUUUCUACGGUGUAUAUUUGGUUCUGCAUGGGAAGCAAUAGCUGUGUAAGUGACUUUUAACCUUUGAUUUCCACACUGAAUAAGGAAAAAAAAACAAACCCAACCCAACCAUUUCGUUUCCCUUCUCCCAUCCCAAGCUUGUGGGUUUCCAAAGGGACGGAGCGGUUGGGCAUUUCGAGUGACGGGAUGGGGAUACAAGGUGCAGCUCCGGGUUAUCCCAGGGUACCACGAACAUCGCUCCCUGUCCCAUGGAGCUGGGUGACAGCCAGCUCCCAGGCGUGGAGAACGGCUGGGAAAGGUCAGGCAGAGCUUAACGAAGGGAAGAUGCAGUCGUUGUGUCCGGAUUGCUGGAAGGCUCAGGUUUCCGCCCCGGGAGUGCCAAGUGCGAACGCAUCACCCAGGCUCGUGUUUCAUAACGGCAAAUGCUGCAUGCUGCAAUAGUUUCAGCCACUGCAGUAUGCCAGUGUGAGGCCCAGGGGAGGGAUAAUUAGUAUGACGGCACAUUAUUUAUUAAGUCUUAAAUUUUCUAUGCUAGGCAUCGGAAGGGACAAGUAAAUAAAUCAAGCGCUUGGAUUUUAUUGAUUUCUUUAGAUGACACUUCCAUCACCAAUAUUUCCAGGAUCACCAAAGACACCUCCACUGACACAUUGAAAAUGAGUUGG